Messenger RNA from Helianthus annuus (common sunflower), 3806 nucleotides. RefSeq lists its product as uncharacterized. The record is from RefSeq and is a predicted model, not a curated record. The coding region runs from base 379 to 3606 and encodes 1075 amino acids. Gene Ontology annotation, molecular function: phosphoprotein phosphatase activity. Lineage: Eukaryota; Viridiplantae; Streptophyta; Magnoliopsida; Asterales; Asteraceae. The transcript has 17 exons.
UUUAUCCAUAUUAAACCUAUUAAACCCAAAUUGCAAGGGGCACAAAAAAACAAACCCUAUGAACCCCAAAUCCAUUUUCCUUAAACCGUAACAAUCAUCUCUUUGUCUUCAACAUCGGCCCAAGCCAUUCGCGACAUUCCCGUCCAACCCGAUGACCCAAACCCCCGUCCCGAAGACUUCACCCUAAUUUCUAUGAAAAUUUACGAAAAUAAAAAUGCUUAUUAAAUUUGGUAAUUUAGUAAAGAUAAAAUUUUUUUUAGUAAAGAUAAAAAAAAAGGUAAAUAAAUCCGUGCGGUUAGGGUAAUUCAACGACGGCGGUGGGUCAUCAUCUUCCCCAUUUUUAUACUGAAACGCUACUUGAAGGUCUAUUUUCCGGCAAUGGAGUAUGUGUACUCUUCUCCUGCUAAACGGAGAAAGAUUUCACAUGCAAAUGAUCAACAAAUGUUACUCAACAAGAAUGAAGAUAACAUGAUUUUGGGGUCUUCUAGUGGGGAUGAUGCUCAAUCUCAUUUUAGAAAAAAGCUUCUUGUUCUUGAUGUAAAUGGGCUGCUUGUUGAUAUUGUAGCAGACCCCCCAGAUGAAGCCCACAAACCAGACACAAGAAUAGCUCAAAAAGCAGUGUUUAAGAGACCAUUUUGUGAUGAGUUUUUGGAAUUUUGCUUUCAGAGGUUUAGUGUAGGAGUUUGGACAUCAAGAACAAGAAAGAAUAUAAACCGAGUUCUUGACUUCCUCAUGAGGGACACUCAACGUCAAUUGCUUUUCUGUUGGGAUCAAUCUCACUGCACAGACACCGGUUUCAAUACUAUUGAGAACUCCGGCAAACCGUUGCUAUUAAAGGAACUUAAAAAGUUAUGGGAAAAACAAGAUCCAAAUCUUCCGUGGGAUAGAGGAGCGUAUGAUGAAUCAAAUACACUGCUUUUGGAUGAUUCUCCGUACAAGGCACUACGUAAUCCUCCAUAUACCGCAAUCUUCCCCUAUACCUACAGUUACCUUGACACCCAAGAUAACGAUUUAGGACCCAAUGGCGAUCUUCGUAAUUAUCUGGAAAGGCUGGCAGCGUCUGAUAACGUCCAAACGUUUGUAGAGCAAAACCCAUUUGGUCAACAACCGAUUACACAUGAUAACGAAUCGUGGAAUUUUUACCGUAACAUCAUUUGUUCCACUCAACCAGGAGCCGGUCCUUCUCGUUCUCGAAAGAAACUUAUUGUUCUUGAUAUCGGUGGGUUGCUCGUUGAUGUUAGAAUGGCCCCACGUGAAGGCUUUAGAGAAGACACAAUGCUUGGGUCAAAAGCAGUGUUUAAGAGACCUUAUUGUGAUGAGUUCUUACAAUUUUGUUUUCAGAGAUUCAAUGUUGGUAUUUGGACAUCAGUUUUCAGAUUCAAUACAGAACGCACUGUUGACUAUCUUAUGAGAGAAAAUCAACACAAAUUGCUUUUCUGUUGGGAUCUCUCACACUGUACUGACACUGGUUUUUUUACGGUUGAGAAUAAUAGCAAAAAAUUACUUUUAAAGGAAAUUAGAAAGUUAUGGGAAAAGAAAGGUCCCGAUCUUCCAUGGGAAAUAGGAGAGUACGAUGAAUCAAAUACACUUUUAGUCGACACUAAGUCACACAGGGCUCUACUUAAUCCCCCACAUACAGCAAUCUUUCCUUACCCUUAUUGUCACUGGCAUACAGAAGACAAUUCCUUACGCGACCUUCGUAUUUAUCUGGAAAGGUUGGCGGCAUCUGAGAACGUCCAAAAAUUUGUAUCGGAAAAUUCGUUUGGCCAACGCCCCAUUAGGGAAAAGAAUCUGUCAUGGGGAUUUUAUCAAAAGAUUAUUCAUGCAUUCUCAUAUAAACGUAAAGCUGGUGAUUCAGUGAAACCUGACCCCACUAUUGCUUCUGUUACUAAAACCUUAUUGGAACCCGAACCCAUCUCUACUGCUACUUCGGCUGCCCAUACGUUACUGGAACCAGAAACGGGGACCACUACUGCUUUAGUUGGCCAAGCCUUAUCGGAACCAGAUCUCGACACGACUGCUCUGACUUCAGUGGAACAAGAAACUGUAAGUGCUACUGUUUUGACUGCUCAUACCUUAGCGGAACCACAAACUAGCACUACUGCUUUGGUGGGUCAAACCGUAUCGGAACCAGAUCUUGACACUGCUGCCCUGGCUGCUCAGACUUCGUUGGAACAAGAAACCGUAACUGCGACUGUUUUGACUGCUCCAACCUUAUUGGAACCAGAACCCGGCGCUGCUAUUGCUUUGGUUGGUGAAACCUUAUCGGAACCAGAAAUCCACACUACUGCUUCGGCUGCUUGGACUGUAUUAGAACCCGAAACUUUGUUCGUACUUAUCUUUGAAACUCUGAAGCAUUUUGUCUAUGUGAUGAGACGUGGUUACUGCACAUGUUAUGUGUUUAUUUGUAUAUAUAAUUCCCACUUUGGGUGCUGUACAUCAGAUGAUGCUCAUUCAGGCUUCACUACAUCGUGUAAAGGGGCUCUAACAAGUGACGUGGACAAUGUAACUGUUGGCACCGCACUUUCUGCUAAAAUUAAGAGUCCUUCACCAAAAAGAUCUCAUCUGCAGGAAAGUAAUUCUGUUGUGAAUCGUUCAGUUACUCGUAGCAUGAAUAAAAGAAUCGUGAAGUCGGUUAAAGACGUCUCAUGUGUCGGAUCUGAUGAUAUUCAUCAAGAUUCACCUCACGUGGAACACAAAAUAAUCGUCACAGAAAGUAAUUCUGCUUUGGAUGGUUCAGUUACUCGUAGCAGGAACAAAAGAGUUGUGAAUUCGGUAGAAGACAAUUCACGUGGGAAAAGGUUCCGAUCUUCAGAAGGUAGCAAGAAAAACACAAAAGUUUUUGUGCUUGCUUUGCAAAAAACAAGUGGGGCAGAUGAUGGCAAUAGUUGUCAGAAAAGAACGAGAAGACCACGAAAGUUAGUGGUUAAAAAACCAACUGGUGUACUAGAAGAUGGACAUGGAAUCACUACCGAUCUUGAUGAGCACCAACCUCUAUCCGUGUGGUAUGAACGGAUGCGUCGCCUUUCAGUUAUAAAGAGAAGUGAUAAAUCACGAAAUCAAACCAAUGUCGUCACCACUGACAGAACCACCAGCGACUACCAACAAGAUUGGCCGUUUAUCAAGCUGUGUCCAAUCUGGACCACCAUCGAAUCUCUCGUGUUACACCCAACACCGCCUCAAAAGCCACACUUUUCGCCAUUGAAGAAGACGAACGAGCUUUGUCGUGAGGGUUUAGCCAUUGCUCACAUGGUGACGUAUUGGAAUCUGGUUCAGAGGCUUUCAGACUUAAAACCGAAUGAUCCGGUUGACAUAAUCAACAACGGUUUGGAAGUUGCAGUCGACUUGGAGACUCAUGGGUUUGAUGUGGAAGCAAUUCGAGGUCGUUUAAAUGAGUUGCUUUAUUCUAAAUCCAAAGCAGGCCAGCGUGAGGAUACUCUUAAAGAGCUUGAAAAGUGCAAUUAUGAAAAGCAUGUAAUCGAGAAAGAGAUGGAUCGAUUAAAAGUGGAGAUGCAAAAGUUGCAAGAAAAAUGGAAAGCGAAAGAGGAAGACAUUAUGAGGUUGCAAUCGAACUCGCAUCCAGUCUCCACUGAAAUCAAUGAUUGAGAGCUUACUUUUGAAAGACUUGCAGCCACCCUUUGUAAAAGAAAAGGUCUUCUUUUGGUUUUGGAGUUGUUCUUGGUAGAUAUAUUACUAUUAACCCUCAUGUGUUCUAUGUUAAUGUGAAAAAAUCUUGUAUAUAGGUGCUUCUAGUAUGUGGAUACAACAACCCAUGAGAAUGUGCAUUAUUACUACCCCCUUGCAUA